Messenger RNA from Capsaspora owczarzaki ATCC 30864, 988 nucleotides. Its product is annotated as phenazine biosynthesis-like domain-containing protein. Gene Ontology annotation, cellular component: cytoplasm. Gene Ontology annotation, biological process: biosynthetic process. Lineage: Eukaryota; Filasterea; Ministeriida; Capsasporidae. The record is from RefSeq and is a predicted model, not a curated record. Bases 22 to 918 code for a protein of 298 amino acids. The transcript has 4 exons. Gene Ontology annotation, molecular function: isomerase activity.
UCUCUCGUCCAAAAUUUCGAAAUGCUGCCCUUGUUCCAAGUGGAUGCAUUCACAAGCACGCCGUUCGCCGGCAAUCCUGCAGCCGUCUGUCUGCUGACGAAGGAACUUCCAAACGCGACGCUCGCGGCCAUCGCAGCCGAAAUGAACCUGUCCGAGACUGCCUAUGUCUCGCUGCUCGUGCCCGGCGGCGGAGAGACAUCCAACGCUGCCACUGCGGGCACCACGGCGUUUGAGCAAGGAACGCACUUCAAGUUGCGAUGGUUUACGCCAACCGUCGAGGUCGCAUUGUGCGGGCACGCCACACUUGCCACCGCGCAUGUCCUCUUCAACAUCCUUCACAAUCAGGCAUCGGCCAUUACGUUUGACACGCUGAGCGGUCCACUCGUCGCCAAGAAGGGCGACAACAAUACAAUCUCGAUCGAUUUGCCGCUCAAUCCUUGCGCACCCGAUGUGGUUGCAAACUACGAGGAGACGGUCAAGGUCGCCACAGGCGGCCUUCCUGUCGCAUGCGUCGAGUACUCCCCGUCGUCCAAGAAGCUUCUCAUCCGGCUGGUGGACUCGGUCACACGGGCUCAACUCGAAGCGCUGACCGUGGAUCCCGAGCAACUGCGCAAAACCGACUUGACCAACAAGGUGCGCGGUGUCAUUGUGACUCUUUUGAGCGACAAGAAACCAUACGACUUUAUCUCGCGAUACUUUGCGCCAUGGGCUGGCAUUCCAGAGGAUCCAGUUACGGGGUCUGCGCACACUGUGCUCGUCGAUUACUGGUCGCGAGAGUUUGGCGGCCAAACCUUCUUCCACGCCAGGCAAUGCUCUCCACGCGGCGGCGAUCUUGUCGUUCAUCUCGACCGCAGCACGAAUCGUGUUGUAGUUGGCGGUGCGACUGCGACUGUCUUUACCGGAUCUCUGAAUGUUUGAAAAUUCCCAUUGAAACCAAAACACAAAAACAAAAAACACCUCAUUCUCACCAUUUUGCAGACGUUUCCCC